CCCAUCUCUAAUCCUCUUAAAACCUUAAUUAACCUCUCCUUUAAUCACUCUCUCUACGGAUUAGGGCUUUAACCCGAGAAAAAAAAAAAAAAAAACCCCUUCACAAGUCCAUAUCUGACAUCACGUCUCCUUGAAACUCCAAAGCUCAAGCUCCACUCUGUCCUCUCUCUCCAUCAGCAUGAAACCUUGAAAAUGCUAAAACCAUAAAAGUCGCAAAAACACACUUCAAUUUCUCUCAAAAAAGACCAAACAAUGGAAGUCACCAAAACAGAACCCAUAACGAACAAAUCAUCGUCAUCAUCAGUGUCUGUGAAAUCAGAUCUGAUGUCAACUCUUUCACUCAAAUCAUUCAAACUCAAAACCAAACAACAAGAGCUUCUGAUCCGUGUUUCAAUCCUCUGUUUGGUCUAUGUUUUAGCUUUCAUUACUCGUUUGUUUAGUGUCUUACGUUAUGAGUCCAUGAUCCAUGAAUUCGAUCCAUAUUUUAAUUAUCGAACUACCCUUUUCUUAACUCAGAAAGGUUUUUAUGAAUUUUGGAAUUGGUUUGAUUCCGAGAGUUGGUACCCUCUUGGACGUAUCAUUGGAGGAACCCUUUAUCCUGGAUUAAUGGUUACUGCAGCCAUUAUGUACUGGGGUCUCCGAUUCUUACGUUUCGCUGUUCAUAUUCGUGAAGUUUGUGUGUUAACGGCACCAUUUUUCGCGUCGAAUACUGCACUUGUUGCGUAUUUUUUCGGUAAAGAGAUAUGGGAUACUGGUGCUGGGUUGGUUGCUGCUGUAUUGAUUGCGAUUUGUCCUGGUUAUAUAUCGCGAUCUGUUGCAGGGUCUUAUGAUAAUGAGGGGGUUGCGAUUUUCGCAUUGUUGUUGACUUUUUAUUUGUUUGUCAAGGCAGUGAAUACGGGGUCUUUAGCGUGGGGAUUGGCGUCGGCUUUUGGGUAUUUUUAUAUGGUUUCGGCUUGGGGAGGUUAUGUUUUUAUUAUUAAUUUGGUUCCACUCUAUGUGUUGGUGUUGUUGAUUACUGGGAGGUAUUCGAUGAGGUUGUAUGUUGCCUAUAAUUCCAUGUAUGUGUUGGGAAUGUUGCUUGCAAUGCAGAUUCGGUUUGUUGGGUUUCAACAUGUGCAAUCUGGGGAGCACAUGGCAGCUAUGGGCGUGUUCUUCCUGUUGCAGGUGUUUUACUUCUUAGGUUGGGUUAAGCACCUGCUAAGUGACAAAAAGAAGUUUGAAGCCUUUUUGAGGAUCACUGUGACAUGUGCAGUAGGUGUAGGUGCUAUUGCUCUGGGAGUUGGCACAGCAUCUGGGUAUAUUUCACCAUGGACUGGCAGAUUUUACUCUCUGUUGGAUCCAACUUAUGCUAAGGAUCACAUUCCCAUCAUUGCAUCUGUUUCUGAGCAUCAGCCAACAGCUUGGUCAUCUUUCAUGUUUGAUUUCCAUAUCCUGCUUUUCCUUUUCCCUGCUGGUCUGUAUUUCUGCUUCAAGCGGCUGUCAGAUGCCACAAUAUUCAUAGUUAUGUAUGGUCUUACAAGCAUGUAUUUUGCUGGUGUUAUGGUGCGGUUAAUUCUUGUUGCUACACCUGCGGUAUGCCUCAUUAGUGCCAUUGCUGUUUCUGCCACAAUAAAGAAUUUGACUACACUGUUAAGGACUAAGAGCAAGGUUUCCCAGACUGGUUCUACUAAAGGAACAAGCGGUGGGAAGGGUUCUUCUAAGGCUUUGCCUGAUCAGUCCCAGCCUUUUCAAAGAAAUGGUGCUAUCGCAUUGCUUUUCGGUGCAUUUUACUUGCUCAGUAGGUAUGCUAUACAUUGUACCUGGGUGACCUCAGAGGCCUACUCAUCUCCCUCAAUUGUCUUGGCUGCAAGGGGUGCCCAUGGUAACAGGGUCAUCUUUGAUGAUUACCGUGAGGCAUACUAUUGGCUUCGACAGAAUACUCCUCCAGAUGCUAAGGUGAUGUCAUGGUGGGAUUAUGGGUAUCAAAUCACUGCCAUGGGGAACAGAACAGUUAUUGUUGACAAUAAUACCUGGAACAAUACUCACAUUGCUACUGUUGGCCGUGCAAUGUCAUCUUAUGAAGAUGAGGCAUAUGAGAUAAUGAGAUCACUUGAUGUGGAUUAUGUACUAGUCGUCUUUGGUGGUGUUACAGGGUAUUCUUCUGAUGAUAUCAACAAGUUUUUGUGGAUGGUGAGAAUUGGAGGUGGAGUAUUCCCUGUAAUUAAGGAACCUGACUAUCUUGUCAAUGGGGAAUAUCGUGUUGAUAAGGGUGCAGCUCCCAAGAUGUUGAACUGUCUCAUGUACAAGCUAUCCUACUAUCGAUUUGGAGAGCUGGUAACAGAAUAUGGGAAACCUCCAGGGUAUGAUCGAGCAAGGGGGGUUGAAAUUGGAAAUAAGGACAUUAAACUUGAACACUUGGAAGAGGCAUUCACGACUUCUAAUUGGAUUGUUCGUAUCUACAAGGUCAAGCCACCAAAUAAUAGGUGGUGAAAUCUCUCAUUCCAUGUAGGCGAGAAGGAAAUUUGUAGUUGGACUGCAAUCGAGUCUUGAGAGGGAGGGAGGGAGGGAGAGAGAGUUGGCCAUAGAAGUAGAGUACUAGUAAGAGGUUGAGCUUGUAGUAUUCAAGGCUUUUUAAAUUUUCUGAACCUGAAUUUUGGUCUCUGGAACAGCCCUUAACCUCAUCCAUUUCGAACUAUUUGUAAUGUUAUAUUGCAGACAGAUAAACCAUCUUAGAUCCUCGACUAGUUAGUAUCAAACGUAACAUGCUGAAUUUUUUGAGCAAUUUUUAGAUCUUAAUUGAAUGAAAGAUUUUAUCACUUCAAUUA
This is a messenger RNA of Populus euphratica (Euphrates poplar), 2804 nucleotides long. Its product is annotated as dolichyl-diphosphooligosaccharide--protein glycosyltransferase subunit STT3B-like. The record is from RefSeq and is a predicted model, not a curated record. The transcript is spliced from 6 exons. Bases 253 to 2469 code for a protein of 738 amino acids. Gene Ontology annotation, molecular function: oligosaccharyl transferase activity. Gene Ontology annotation, cellular component: membrane. Lineage: Eukaryota; Viridiplantae; Streptophyta; Magnoliopsida; Malpighiales; Salicaceae.